This is a messenger RNA of Eupeodes corollae, 1347 nucleotides long. RefSeq names its product spermidine synthase (gene SpdS). Bases 343 to 1218 code for a protein of 291 amino acids. The transcript has 2 exons. NCBI's taxonomy places the organism in Eukaryota, Metazoa, Arthropoda, Insecta, Diptera, Syrphidae. Gene Ontology annotation, biological process: spermidine biosynthetic process. The record is from RefSeq and is a predicted model, not a curated record. Gene Ontology annotation, cellular component: cytosol. Gene Ontology annotation, molecular function: spermidine synthase activity.
AGCAAAAACAAAAAGGGCACGUAGCACCGUUCUAUCACAUUAUUUGUUUACCCAGACAUUAAUUUACAUAUUUAAAUAAUUGCUAUUGUACAGAUUUGUUAGAAGCAACAAAUUGAAUUAAAAUACAUUCCACUUAAUCAAAGUCAUUCAAAGAAAAGCUUCUUCCCUCUCAGAAUUGUUUGUUGCAAGCUAAAAGCAACAGGUUUUGUAAAUUGCCGGUUACUGACGAUAAUCACGACGUGUUACAUAGAAAUAUAAAAAAACCAUUCCAACUAAAAUCUAUUUGAGUAAAAACUAUUAUUCAGUAUCAGUUGUAAAUUGUAAGCGAGAGCGACAAUCAAUAUGAACGGCAUUCAUGAAGGUUGGUUUAGUGAAAUCCAAGAUGACCUGUGGCCUGGCCAAUGCUUUUCUUUGAAAGUAAAAAAGAUCCUUCACGAGGAGAAGUCCAAGUAUCAAGACAUCAAAAUAGUUGAGACGGAGACGUUUGGAACAUGCCUCAUUCUCGAUGGAAUCAUACAAUGUACAUCUCGUGACGAGAUGUCAUACCAGGAAAUGAUAUCAUUUUUACCCAUGUGUUGCCAUCCGGAACCUCGCAAGGUGUUAAUUGUUGGAGGUGGUGACGGUGGUGUUGCACGUGAAGUUGUCAAGCAUCCAGAUGUGGAAGAAGUCCAUCAGGUGGAGAUCGAUGACAGAGUAGUAGAUUUAUCCAAGCAGUACCUUCCUAAUAUGGCAUGUGGAUUCGAACAUCCCAAACUUCGUUUGACCAUUGGUGAUGGCUUUGAGUACAUGAAGCAGCAUAAGAACGAAUUCGAUGUUAUUAUCACCGAUAGCUCCGACCCAAUCGGACCAGCUGUGAGUCUGUUCCAAGAGAGCUACUAUGAACUCAUGAAAAAUGCUCUUCGUAAAGGAGGAAUCGUUUCUUCGCAAGGAGGCAGUUAUUGGCUGGAUCAGGAUUAUAUUAAGAAAACCAUGAAUGGUUGCAAACAGCAUUUCGCCCAGGUGGCAUACGCUGUUACCUCAGUGCCAUCUUAUCCAUCUGGAAACAUUGGAUUUGUGAUUGGCAGCUUAGAUACGUCUAGAUCGCUUCGUGAUGAACCAGCAAGGAAAUUCACUAACAAAGAAAUCGACAAAAUGGGAUUGAAAUACUAUUCUACCGCCAUGCACAAGGCCGCUUUUACAUUGCCUCGGUAUAUUGAGAAGCAUUUUUAUGAAUCUUAAACUCAAAGCAAAUCUCAAUCAUAUUGUAAAUUGUACAGAAUUAAAUAUAUAUUUUUUUACUUUUUUAUACGAUUAUAUUUUUCUCGAAUACAAAUUAAAAAUAAAAUGAAUUAAAUUUAUUGAAUCACA